AUGCCAAAGCUUUAUACUUUAGUUGAUGUUUGCAUGGUCCCAAUUGGAUCAGGCUCAGCCAGUGUGUCCGACUUUGUUACUUUAGUGGAGAAGAAGAUUCGUGAAAGCCCCUUAAAGAGCACUUUACAUAGCGCGGGGACUACAAUUGAAGGACCAUGGGAUGAUGUCUUCAAAUUACUAGGAGAGAUUCAUGAGUUCGCUCACGAAAACGGUUACGUCAGAAUUCAGUCCUCAAUGAGAGUCGGUACAAGAACUGACAAACACCAAACCGCUCAGGAGAAAGUUGACACUGUCCUCAGGAAGCUUGAAGAGAGCAAGUAA
Torulaspora delbrueckii is the source of this 321-nucleotide messenger RNA. RefSeq names its product Ecm15p (gene ECM15). The coding region runs from base 1 to 321 and encodes 106 amino acids. NCBI's taxonomy places the organism in Eukaryota, Fungi, Ascomycota, Saccharomycetes, Saccharomycetales, Saccharomycetaceae. The record is from RefSeq and is a predicted model, not a curated record. The transcript has a single exon. Gene Ontology annotation, cellular component: cytosol.